AUGGUCUGGAAUGGCACCUCUCAAUCGACACAUGAUAUCUUUUUAAGUGCAACAGCUUGGCUCGUUGAGUUCGGACACGCACAACAAGUGUCUAAACCUGUAGGGAACAAAUCCAGACAGAGAUGGCAACUAGAUCCAGAUGGAAAAUGGAAGUUAAAUGUGGAUGGUAGUUAUCUUCCCAACCAAGUAACUGGUGGCCUUGGAGGUGUUCUCCGAGAUGACAUAGGAAGAUUUAGAGCUGCAUUUGCAACUCCAGUGAACAAUGUUAACACUGCCAAACACACUGAGCUGAUGGCCAUUAAAGAUGGGCUCCAACUGCUUCAGUUUAUGCAAGUUGAUAAUGUGGUGCUCGAGACGGGUUGCUUGGAGGCUACCUAUGAUAUUUCCAAUGCUACUCAUAAUGUGACUGUGCUAGGUGGCUUAAUUGAUGAUAUCAAAACUAUUUUGCUGUCAUUUUGCAGUGUAACAAUUAGUCAUACUCCAAGAACCUGUAAUGGAGUGGCACAUAGGCUUGCUUGUAUUGCAUUUGAGGCUAGGGAAAAUUGUUUCUGCUAUACCAGACCUCCAAACUGCAUUGCAGAUAUGCUGCAGUAUGAUUGUAACCAUUCUGGCUAG
This is a messenger RNA of Rosa chinensis, 615 nucleotides long. RefSeq lists its product as uncharacterized. Gene Ontology annotation, molecular function: RNA-DNA hybrid ribonuclease activity; nucleic acid binding. NCBI's taxonomy places the organism in Eukaryota, Viridiplantae, Streptophyta, Magnoliopsida, Rosales, Rosaceae. The coding region runs from base 1 to 615 and encodes 204 amino acids. The transcript has a single exon. The record is from RefSeq and is a predicted model, not a curated record.